Messenger RNA from Python bivittatus (Burmese python), 1526 nucleotides. RefSeq names its product T-cell surface glycoprotein CD3 delta chain-like. The record is from RefSeq and is a predicted model, not a curated record. Lineage: Eukaryota; Metazoa; Chordata; Lepidosauria; Squamata; Pythonidae. Gene Ontology annotation, biological process: positive thymic T cell selection; cell surface receptor signaling pathway. Gene Ontology annotation, cellular component: membrane; alpha-beta T cell receptor complex; external side of plasma membrane. Gene Ontology annotation, molecular function: transmembrane signaling receptor activity.
UGGCUGGGGAAUUCUGGGGGUUGAAGUCCCCACAUAGUAAAGUGGCCAAGGUUGAGAAACACUGCUCUAGACCAAAGGUUGUGGGCUGACCGAGGGCCCUGCGCCGAACCGAGCCGAGCCGCUGGUUCGGGUUGGGUCGCCAAGCAGUUCUCUGCAGGCGUGGGCCAAAAGGGACAACGUGCCUGAUGGCUGUCCAACAGCAGGGCCCCCUGCCGGGGCUCAUUUGUGGGGGUGCCUUAGCGGAGUGCCGCAGCAGCAGAGGAUCAGGUGCUGUGUUUGCCAUUCAAGGGGCAAGGAAGUCAGCUUCAUUUUCUCAGCAGAGCGGUUUCUCUGCGGCAUCUCUUGCAUCCUUUCGUUCCCUUGUGUGUGAAUGCACACAGGCGGGGCAGAAAAGCCCCCACCCACAGACUUCCUGUUGCAGACCGACUGCAAGAAACUUCCCUGCAUCUUCCUGCCCAGUCAUCCUUUCACCUGGCAGGAGACAGCCACCUGCUGCCUGUGCCCACGAGCGGGGGACGACAUAUCUGGCUCCCCCAUCCACAAGCAUGGGAGGGCAGAAACAGCUGCUGUGUGCCACUCUCGUUGCCCUGUUCUUCCAAGGCAUCAGCAUAAGUGGAAAUGCAGCGUCUGAAAACGAAUUCAUCACCAUAAAGCAGAAAGGAAACACCAUUUUCCUAAUAUGUGAAGGGGGCAAUAACAAGACACACUGGACAAAAGGCGGGAUGCCUCUAAGCCACCGAGGAAAGGAGUUGUCUUUGGGUUCUGUGAUGGAUGACCCGAGAGGCUUCUUUGAGUGUGAAAACAACAAUAAGAAAAACAGAUCUCUGCAAGUUUUCUUCCGCAUGUGCCAGAAUUGCAUCCGUCUGGACUACACCACGAUUCUGGCGAUUUCUGUGGCAAGCCUCCUUGCCACCGUCUUCCUGGCUGUUGCUGUGUACCACAUGGCUGUGGAAGAGCGGGGCCGGCCAUCCCAAGCUUCUGAUAAGCAAAGCCUGUUGGCCAACGACCAGCUGUACCAGCCUCUCAGGGAGCACAACUACGGGCCAUACAGCCACAUUGGAGCUGCCAAGCCUCGCCACCGAUGAAUCCAUUCCAGGUUCCCCUUCCUUAGACUUAAUCACCAACUGUUACUUACUUGGUGGCAAGACGUCUGUUGAGAUGGAGAUCUGUGGGGCCCUCAUUUCGUGAAGUGCUACCUCUUCCUUGUAUCGCUUCUGGUCCAGUGCCUCAAGUACUGGUAGAGCCAGAGAAGACAUGACUAUAAUCGUUUUCUGUUUGCCGAACUAAAGAGCUGCGGGCUGGCUGGGGUGGGAGAGGCCUCCUUUAAGCUUGUUUAACAAACCCACUCUGGGGUGCCACGCUGGGAACGUGGCGACAAACAGAAUCCUCAGGAAUGUCUUUUCUUAGCAAAGCAAACGGGCCGGUUAAUCUUCCAUUUUCCUCUUUGCGGCUAAAAUUGGGUUCUUUGCACUGGUCCCCUGUGCCUUCUAUGCCUCCCCUAAUAAAAGUUGUUGCUGUAAAACUUC